Messenger RNA from Salvelinus namaycush (lake trout), 2208 nucleotides. RefSeq names its product deltaD (gene dld). Lineage: Eukaryota; Metazoa; Chordata; Actinopteri; Salmoniformes; Salmonidae. Gene Ontology annotation, biological process: establishment or maintenance of epithelial cell apical/basal polarity; cell communication; heterophilic cell-cell adhesion. The record is from RefSeq and is a predicted model, not a curated record. The transcript has 11 exons. Gene Ontology annotation, cellular component: protein-containing complex; plasma membrane. Gene Ontology annotation, molecular function: calcium ion binding. The coding region runs from base 1 to 2208 and encodes 735 amino acids.
AUGGGACGCCAGUCGCUCGCGAUAGCUGUCAUCCUUUGUGUCUUGAUAUGCCAGGGUCUUGGUUCAGGCGUUUUCGAGUUGAAGUUACAAGAGUUUCUCAACAAGAAAGGAGUGACAGGCAAUACAAACUGCUGCAAAGGAGCCUCUGGGAUUCAGCAGUGUGAAUGCAAAACGUUUUUUAGAAUCUGCUUGAAGCAUUAUCAAGUUAACGUAACACCGGAACCCCCUUGUACCUAUGGCGGUGCGGUGACUCCUGUCCUCGGAUCAAACUCCUUCCAAGUGCCUGAAACAACUGCAGAAGCAUUCGCCAAUCCUAUUCCAUUUUCUUUUGGAUUCACGUGGCCGGGGACAUUCUCUCUGAUCAUUGAGGCCCUACACACAGAUUCCGAUGAUGAUCUUUCAACAGAUAACCCUGAACGUCUGAUCAGUCGCUUCACCACUCAGAGGCAUCUGACAGUGGGAGAUGAGUGGUCCUCUGAUUUACAGACUGGUGGAAGAACAGAGCUGAAGUACUCCUACCGAUUUGUUUGUGAUGAGCAUUACUACGGGGAGGGCUGUUCUGUUUUCUGCCGUCCACGAGAUGAUGCCUUCGGUCACUUCACCUGUGGGGACCGUGGUGAGAUCAUCUGCAACUCAGGAUGGAAGGGAACCUACUGCACAGAACCGAUCUGUCUUCCUGGUUGUGGUGAGGAGCACGGGUUCUGUGACAAGCCUGGUGAAUGCAAGUGUAGAGUUGGCUUCAGUGGGCGUUACUGUGAUGAUUGCAUCCGCUACCCAGGAUGUCUUCACGGCACCUGCCAGCAGCCAUGGCAGUGUAACUGCCUGGAGGGAUGGGGUGGCCUCUUCUGCAACCAAGAUCUCAACUACUGCACACACCACAAGCCCUGCAUGAAUGGAGCCACUUGUACCAAUACUGGCCAGGGUAGCUACACCUGCUCCUGUAAACCCGGCUUCUCUGGGGCCAGCUGUGGGAUUGAGGUCAACAAAUGUUCCGACAACCCCUGCCGGAAUGGGGGAAGCUGCACUGAUCAAGAAAACACAUACAAAUGUACCUGCCCCCCUGGCUUCUAUGGCAAUAACUGUGAGCUCAGUGCCAUGACCUGUGCCGAUGGGCCUUGCUUUAAUGGCGGACGCUGUGCUGACAACCCAGAGGGAGGAUACUAUUGCCAGUGUCCUCUUGGUUAUGCCGGAUUCAACUGUGAGAAGAAGAUCGACCACUGCACCUCCAACCCAUGCUCCAACGGUGCUCAGUGUAUGGACCUUGUGAACUCCUACAUGUGCCAGUGCCCUGAGGGCUUCUCCGGAGCCAACUGUGAGGACAACAUUGAUGAGUGUGCCAACUACCCCUGCCAGAAUGGUGGCACAUGCUCGGAUGGCAUGAGCGAUUACACCUGCACCUGCCCACCUGGAUACACCGGCAAGAACUGCAGCUUGCCCAUCAGCAAAUGUGAGCACAAUCCCUGCCACAACGGAGCCACCUGCCAUGAGAGGAAGAACCGCUACGUGUGCGCCUGUGUGCCAGGCUACGGCGGCCAUAACUGCCAGUUCCUCCUGCCAGCGCACCCCCAGGGACAGCCCGGGUUAGAGGGAGCUGAUAAGAGAUACUCUGAUGACCAGGACCAAGGCACAUUCCCCUGGACCGCGGUGUGUGCUGGGAUUAUCCUGGCCCUGCUGCUGCUGGUGGCCUGUGCCAUGCUGGUAGUUUACAUACGGGUCAAGGUGCAGCAGAGGAGUCAGCAGGGAGACAACCACAGUGAGAGUGAGACCAUGAACAACCUGGCCAACAACUGUCAACGACCUGACAAGGACCUAUCUGUCAGCGUGAUCGGCACGACGGGGGUCAAGAACACCAAUAAGAAAGUGGACUUUCACUCGGACAAUGCUGGAGGAGAGCAGAAUGGCUACAAGUCCCGAUACUCGUCAACGGAUUAUAAUCUGGUGCAUGAGUUGAAGCCAGAAGAUGUGUCGAAAGAGGACCAAGAAAAGAGCGUGGCAAAGUGUUCCGAAUCAAAUUGUUCCGAAUCUCUGUGUUCGGACAGUGAUUUCGAAGAUAAACACAGAAAAAGUUUAAAGAGUGACGCCUCAGAAAAUAAACGUCCAGAGGAGUCGACGUGCAACGAAGCAUCGAUGUGCAAUGACACAAAGUACCAGUCAGUCUACGUCAUAUCAGACGAGAAAGAUGAAUGUAUCAUUGCGACUGAGGUGUAA